UCCAAGUAGUUAUUCACUUAGAAAGUUACCUGUUAAGCUCAGUGCAAUUACCAGCCUCCCUUAAUUAGUUAUAGGAUGCAGUUGUUGCAGCUAGCUCAAAAGAACUUGAAAGUAAUGUAAUACUCCUUUCAAAACACCUGAAGUAUUAGUUUGAGCCAAAGUAACCCUCUCAAUGUUCUCUAUUUCCAAAAGCUUUUGCCAUCAGAACUGUCACAAAAGGUUGGCUGCCGAGCAGCAUAGGUAGUUAAUUUGAUAUAAGGCUUGUAGGAAGGACUAAUUAAAAUAGAUCUACAUUUGGUUUUAAAACACUUUUUCCUUACUUUAUCUGCUAUGGACUUUGUCCUAACAAAGGAAUGACCAACGAAUGGUGUUCCAAACCUGCAGUAGGCCACGCUCACUGUUGAAUCUGGCUCCUCCUACCAAACUCUUGUAUCUUCUCACUUUUCUGGAUCCUGUGACCUUAGGAGCUUUAUUUUAUGCUGUACCAGCUAUGCAGAGAACAUGCAGCUCUCAAAGCAUCCCACUGUAUGUAAGUUUCUCUGCAGGGCACAAGCCCACCGCCCACAGCCGAGGCCUGGUGAAAAACGUCCAGAGAGCAGCGAGGCUCAGCCACGCACCGAGCUGUGCCGCUGGCCCUGCCAGUGCCCACCAGUGCCCAUCUGCAGCCCCGGGGUGAGCCUGCUGAAGGACGGCUGUGGCUGCUGCAAGGCCUGUGCCAAGCAGGCUGGAGAAGUCUGCAAUGAGGUGGACAUCUGUGAUCCCCACAAGGGUCUCUACUGCGACUACUCGCAGGAUGAGCCUAGGUAUGAAACAGGCGUGUGUGCAUAUCUGGUUGCUGUAGGGUGUGAGCUCAAUGGCAUUUACUAUCUCAAUGGGCAGACUUUCCAGCCUAACCCACUUUAUAAGUGCCUGUGUAUCAGUGGUGCGAUUGGAUGUACUCCUGUAUUCACACCAAAAUUAGCAGCAAGUCCCUGCUCCAGUGGCAUGAGUAUGAAGAAGACUGGACAAAGGGUGUGUAGCCCCGGACAGAACAAGCAGCUUCAAUCAGCCAACUACAGGCAGAUGUCAGCUUACAGAAACUUACCACUAGUUUUAAAGAAAAAGUGCCUGGUGCAGGCAACCCCUUGGACACCGUGUUCCAGGACCUGUGGCAUUGGUAUAUCCAGCAGAGUGACCAACGAAAACAAGAAGUGUGAAAUGAAAAAAGAGAAGAGAUUAUGCUUCAUUCAGCCUUGUCUGACCAAUAUCCUGAAGACAAUAAAGAUUCCAAAAGGAAAAACAUGCCAACCAACAUUCCAGCUUCCUAGAGCAGAGAAACUAUUUUUCUCUGGAUGUUCAACUACACAAAGCUACAAGUUAACUUUCUGUGGGGUAUGUAUGGACAAGAGGUGCUGUGUACCCAAUAAGUCCAAAAUGAUCACUCUCCAGUUUGAGUGUCCCAAUGAAGGUUUCUUUAAGUGGAAGAUGAUGUGGAUAACAUCUUGUGUAUGCCAGAGGAUUUGCAGUGAUCCAGGAGAUAUAUUUUCUGAACUCAAAAUUUUGUGAAUUAACACCACUGACUGUAACAUGCUGCAAGGAUGACAGCACAUUCACAUCCUGAAGAAUCAGCAUUACCUGUCACCCCAGCAAUGUUUGUGAAUAAAUAUAAAUGUGAAUAUUCAUUUAAAAAAACAUCUCGAAAAUGCAAGUAAGAAGGUAUCCUUUUAAACUUAACUGUUUUGGUAUGUGGAAAUACAUUCACAAGAAUUGUGUAUGUAACACUAAUGUCAAAAGGAGAACUUUUGGUAAUUCAAGAAAGCACAGUGAGACUGCUUGGUAACCUACCAUAGCACCUUGUCCAACAACACAAAUACAUCUAGAUUCACAGAUGCUGACUAAUCUAUACAAAAGCAAACAAAUGAACAAAAAAAACCAAAAACAAAACAAAACCGACCCUAUAACAUCAUCUAUUAUUCUUGAUUCUCAAAUUAACACCUUCUACCACGUAUCUUCAAAGGCAAAACACAUGAAUGCUGUUGUAAACACAAUAAAUUAAUUGUAAGACCCAAAUGCUCUUUACAGCAGAUAAUCUCUCUACUGCUAUGAAUAUAAACCAUGUCCU
Molecule: messenger RNA, 2101 nt
Organism: Phasianus colchicus (ring-necked pheasant)
Lineage: Eukaryota; Metazoa; Chordata; Aves; Galliformes; Phasianidae
Gene: CCN6
Product: cellular communication network factor 6
Biological process (GO): positive regulation of cell differentiation; cell adhesion; signal transduction
Cellular component (GO): extracellular region; extracellular matrix
Molecular function (GO): heparin binding; integrin binding
Source: RefSeq, a predicted model, not a curated record